Molecule: messenger RNA, 646 nt
Organism: Symbiodinium necroappetens
Lineage: Eukaryota; Dinophyceae; Suessiales; Symbiodiniaceae
Source: the annotation of a GenBank genome assembly
GGCGGUCGCCAGUUCGCCCCAUCCAUGGCACUACACUGUGGAGGCCAUGCUCCAGGAUUCCAAGGGCGUCCUGCACAUCCCGCCGCCGGAGGUGAAGGAGCAGCUCCACCACAUACCGACCGGUACACCGCCAAGGCUCCUGGGCCUCCUCGUCAUGGCGACCUGGGCCAAGCCGGUGGUCUUGGGCGAGGGCUUGGACGAGGACCGCCAUUGGGCGGCCGCGGCCCGCAUGAAGCACUCGCUGGUUGGCUGGCCAACCCUCGAGCCGGCGUUGGAGGCCAUCCUGGAGUUUCGCCGGGAGUGGCGCCACGACCUCGUACGCAUCCGGCGGGACGUCCUUAGAGAGCUCCAGGAGAUGGUCGAGGACGCCGCGGACGACACUGACGCCUGGUUGGCGACCUUGCCCGACCACGUGCGGGCCACCUACGUCACCGAGGAUAGGCCCCGCCCCUUUCAGGGCCUGGUGCUCGACCGCCUGCUCCGCGGCGUGGGCUACCCCGCGGCGGACGACCUCCAGCAGGACGUGAACGCCGGCUUCGAUAUGCUGGGGCCGGUUCGCCCGGCUCCAGGGUGGCGGCCCCGCUCCGACGAGCGCUACGCCCGCCCCGAGGGGCUGGACAGGCUGAGGCGGGAGAACCCGCUCUAU